This is a messenger RNA of Pseudozyma hubeiensis SY62, 1080 nucleotides long. RefSeq lists its product as hypothetical. Gene Ontology annotation, cellular component: plasma membrane. The coding region runs from base 1 to 1080 and encodes 359 amino acids. Gene Ontology annotation, biological process: glycerol transmembrane transport; water transport. The record is from RefSeq and is a predicted model, not a curated record. The transcript has a single exon. Gene Ontology annotation, molecular function: water channel activity; glycerol channel activity. NCBI's taxonomy places the organism in Eukaryota, Fungi, Basidiomycota, Ustilaginomycetes, Ustilaginales, Ustilaginaceae.
AUGACGAGACUUUCCUCGCGCGCACAACUGUCAGAGCAUCAAGUGCAUCCAGACCCAAGCACGACCGAUCCUCUGCUCCCCGCCUCUGCACCCCUCCCCCACCAGGCAACUCCGCUGCACAAAGCACCACGAUGGUGGACGUCCUCCUCGUCCAGCCGAUCCGGUCAUCCCAAUUACGGUCUGCACGGACCGGAACCGAAUAACUGGGCCAAACUGCGUCACCUCUACCGAGAAGAACUCGCCGAAUUCUUUGGCACUUUCCUCAUCCUCAUCUUCGGCGCGGGUGUUGAAUGUCAGGUCAAUUUGCACUAUCAUUCCGCCGCAACUCGAGAUGUAGCUGCGUACGGUAGCUACUUCCAAGGUCGACUUGCAUGGGCAGCAGGUGUAGCGAUGGCGGUUUGGGUGAGCGGUGGGAUCAGUGGUGGACACUGCAAUCCGAGCGUCACCGUUGCACUUGCGCUCUUUCGAGGAUUCCCCUGGAGGAAAGUCGUUCCCUUUAUCAUCGCUCAGACUCUCGGUGCAACUUUCGCAAGUCUGCUCGUCUACGCCAACAACGUCACCAACAUCGAUCGAUUCCAAGGCGCAGGUAUCCGCACCGUCAAGGGACCAGGCAGCACAGCAGGGUUCUUCUUCACCUUGCCCGCCGAGGAACUCUCCUACUCCUCGGCCUUCUACUCCGAGUUCCUGGCUACCGCUAUCUUGCUCUUUGUCGUCUUCGCUCUCGCUGACACGGCCAACCUGAAACCGCCGAAGGGGACGCAGCCGUUCGCAAUGUUCAUCGUACUGCUGGGCAUCGGUGCCAGUCUGGGAUACAAUACGGGAUAUGCGAUCAACGGAGCGAGGGAUACAGGUCCGAGGAUCGCACUUUGGAUGGUCGGGUACGGAAGCGACGUGUGGACUCACGAUGGGUGGUACUGGCUGUGGAAUCCUUGGGUGAGCAGCGUGAUGGGUGGAGCGGCGGGUGCGGCGAUGUACGAUGCAUUCUUGUACACUGGUCAGGAUAGUCCCUUCAACCGCCCCAAGGGCGUAGUGAGGGGUGCGUAUGAGGCGCUCGUUCAGAAUGGAGACGAGGAGGUGUAG